Molecule: messenger RNA, 652 nt
Organism: Danio rerio (zebrafish)
Lineage: Eukaryota; Metazoa; Chordata; Actinopteri; Cypriniformes; Danionidae
Source: RefSeq, a predicted model, not a curated record
GCCGACUACCUGUCGCUCACUGACCGUCAGCGAAUCAGAUAGACGGAGUUCUGUUUACCUAAUUAAUAUUCAUGAGCACAACGGAUUAAAAACAGAAAUCUUCCACAAACGUCGAUCAGAAAAUUCAUAACUGAGCUCGUUCAUCAUGGAUCUUGCCGCAGCUGUUGGAGAUGAGGAGGUGAAGAAGAAGGAGGGUAAACAAGUGGAAGGAAUCUUUGGAAAGAAGGACAAAGAUAAAGACAAGAGCAAAGACAAGAGUGACUCUAAGCAUAAGGAUAAAGAUAAGCACAAAGAUAAAGAACAUAAAGACAAAGACAAGAAGAAGAAGAAGGAACACAAGAAGAAAGACGGUGGAAAGUCCUCCUCCUCCAGUGAUUCGGACUAAAGCAAGAGUGAAGAUUCAUCUGACACCUCCAGGAACACAAUGAAAAGUUCUUUAUUAUAUGUUUUUAUAAACAGAUGAAUGCAAUAUUAUUUGAUGCAGGAGGGAACAAUAAAUCACAUGAUGGUUUUGAGCUGUAAAACAUCCAGAUGUCCACAAGGUGGCGCCACUUACAUGCAAACGCUUAAUUGUAAUCAAACACUGGAAUACCAGAGACUGAGCUUUGUACUGUGAACAUGCAGUUUUAAUAAUAAAAUCUUGUGUCUGAAU